Messenger RNA from Archocentrus centrarchus (flier cichlid), 2367 nucleotides. RefSeq lists its product as uncharacterized. Lineage: Eukaryota; Metazoa; Chordata; Actinopteri; Cichliformes; Cichlidae. Bases 69 to 1001 code for a protein of 310 amino acids. The transcript is spliced from 6 exons. The record is from RefSeq and is a predicted model, not a curated record.
UCUCAUUCAGUUCCUGUUUUGUAAGUGAAGAAGGAAGAGAAGCAGCAUUAGCUCAUCAGAGCCUCAACAUGAAAGUUUGUCUCAUUUUGUUCUGCUUCAUCUUCCUCACAGCACAGGAGGAUGGAAACUCCGGUCGUGUCAGUGCAGAAACUUCCAUCCACAGAGUGGAAGGACAAGACGUCACAUUUGAAUGCAAAUUUCGAAUCUCUGGAAGCACAAAGUUCUUCUAUAAGGGAGGCUGUGAAAAUGGAAAUAUUCUCAUUAGAACGACUGAUGAUACAUUUCAGAGGGGCAGAUACAGCAUGAAAUAUGUCAAAGGUACUUUUAUAUCUGAUAUCAUGUCUGUGAAGAUCACACAGCUGAAAACGUCUGACUCAGGACAGUACUGCUGUACUUUGGAUAAAACGUGGUCACCAGAUUAUUUUGAGCUCAUUGUCACAGAAGCCCUAUCAACAACCACACAGAGUGUGAAGUUCAGUUCGGCAGGCUCCACACCUUCAUCAGCAUCCACUGAACUCGUGGAACAGCCUGAGACACUUGCAGGUUCAGGUCCAGGAGAACUGCUUUAUAUGAUCCCAGUCCUGGUCGUUAUGAUCAUCCUCUUAUCAGCAGCUUUGCUCAUUUUCUACAAGAAGAAGAAGAAGAACUCUCAACCUAAAGGACCUCCUGUGGAACCAGAAUAUGGUAACAUCAACAGGCCGAGCAGCUCGCCUGCAGUGGAAGUAUCUACAGUUUACGCCUUCCCCAAAAGCCGCCAACAAAGCAGAGCUGAAAACCUAGAACUCUACAGUCUCGCCACAUCUCCUCAGAACAAAGCUGAAGAGGAAAUGAAUGAAGUUAAUUACGCUGCAGUGGAUUUUUCCCACAUUCCUGCCACCAACAGCGCCCCCUGUGGUCAAACAGCUGACGUUGUCUACUCCACACCUCGGAUGGAUGCCAGCCCCGCCCACCAGGUUACAGAUGUUUGCCCUCCUCUGUACUCCACAGUUAGAACACAGUAAAGAUGCUGUCGAUGGCCCUUCAGCUCGCUCAAAGUUUUUUUCUUUUUCUCAUUCAUGGUUAUUUUUAGUUUAGUUUAAACUUUAUUUCUGAAUAAUGUUUCCCAUUCAUGUCCAUCGGGUACACAUCAGGUAAUCCGACCGAGCUUUCAGAAAGUUACCCUGUAAACAAGCCAGUGUGUGCUUACGCAGUUAUUAGAGAUCCUUAAAACAUUUAGCAAAAUGGCUGCUUCAUGACUUUCACAAGUGUUUUCUGCUGGUUUUGGUUACUAAGAUCUUGUUAUAAAACUUAAUCAAGUAGUUCUGUUUUUGCUCAGACUUUAAAAAAGUGAAAUAAAAAAAGAAAAGAGAUUAAAAAAGCUGCAGAAACCUGAACAGUUUCAGUUAGAAAGAACCAAAGAUAAUAUAGAUACUUUCUGCUGGCCUGGAAAUCCAAAAAUAAAUACAUUAAUUAGUUAAAUGUUUUGGGGGUCUCUCGCUCUCCUGAACCCACUAAACAAUGUUUGUUUUGUCACACUUGAUUCUCCCGAAUCUCCAUGAACGUGGUGGAGAUCCGUAUCAUCCAGAGCUGAAAAAUGGAGCCAAUUUGGAAGUUUUAACACAGCCAAACACAAAUCAGUCCUUCCAGAUUUAAUGUGCCGAAGCCUAAAUUCAGAGCAGAAAUACUGUAUGACAGAAAACAGCAAAGACCAAAAUACCCAAGCAGAUGUAAGUCAGCCACAAAACUGCUUAUUAUAUCCUUCAUAAACAGUCUGUGAUGAAGCCACUGUGGCCAAAUUUCUGUCUGUAACUCAGAUAUUUCUGCCAACAACAUUUACUGAGGAGGAUUUUUUUAAUAAGUCUUUGAAGCCACAAUAAUUCAGAUUUGAUAUGAAACUGUGGUCAGCACAGUUCAUUCCCUCUGAUGUCUCACAGAUCGCUUUAGGUUGGCAGGACUUCCUGUGAUGUGAUGAUGAAACGUGUAUCCAGUGUGUUUGGAUACCAGUGGUGAUGUGACUGUUACUGCAGCUCCUGGAUCAGUGCUACAAACAAAAUGAAGAGCUUGCUGGAACAAAGCUUUGUUCUCAGGAAAGCAGCUCAUUUAUUUCAGUUUGCACUGACCAACAGUAACUGAAGUCACUGUACUGAUAGUUCUCAUAAUGCUAACAAUAUUGCAUUUCUAUGAGCUGUUGCAUUUGCACAAUGAGCUAUGUUCUUAUUUCAGUUUAAUUCCAUGCUUUUGUUUUAUUGUGCUCAGCAUCCUUUUUUUUUUAUCAUGCAGUGGACUGUAUAACAGUAUUUCUUUUGCACAUAUUUAAAGUUUAAUAUUUCAUCAUUAAUAAGCCAACAUUCACUUUAUUGUCCAACCUGAUUCAUCAGAUGCAAACAU